GGGUCCGCGGUCUCGGAGCACCGUCCAAUCAGAACCGCGGGCGGGCUCCCAGCCGUGUGGGCUGGGCUCUCAGACCGCCAGAGGCGCUAGUGUGCACCUGCCCCGUGCGGCUGCAGGUGUCUGGGUCGGCGUCGCGCUCACCUGCCUGGGCCGUGGAGCCACGGGGAGGACGCCAGGAGAGCCUGCAGCGAGGCCGCGAGAUGGACUCAGUGGUUUUUGAGGAUGUGGUUGUGGACUUCACCCAAGAGGAGUGGGCCCUGCUGAAACCUGCUCAGAAAAAGCUCUACAAAGAUGUGAUGCUAGAAACCUUCAGGAACCUGGUCACAGUAGAUGAUGAGAAUCAACUUAGAACCAAUGGGUCCACUUCUCAGCAGGUUAUUUCUGGAGACAAAUUAUCCAAUGAGCAGAAAAUAGCAAGGUUCACAAAAAAUGAUUCCUGGACCUCCCUUUUUGGAGAAAAUUGGGAAGACCAGUGCGUUGAAGAUAAGCACAACAACCAGGGGAGACAUUUGAGCAGAAAUCAUAUGGUGGAGAGACUCUGUGACAGUAGCAAAGGUUAUACAUGUGGAGAAACCAUCAACCAUAUUCCAAGUCUUAAGCUGUACAAGAAAACGCCUACUGGAGUAAAACUGUAUGAGUGCAUUCAGUGUGGAAAAGUCUUCAGGCAUCGUUCAUCCCUUAAGAGGCACAAAAGAAGUCAUACUGGACGCAAACUGUAUCAGUGUGAGGAAUGUGGGAAAGCGUUCAGUUGUUCUUCCUACCUAAGGAAUCAUGUGAAAACUCACAGUGGAGAGAAACCCUAUGCCUGUAAACUUUGUGGGAAAACAUUUAUUCGUUCCCACUCCCUCACUGGACAUAUAAGGAGUCACACUGGAGAGAAACCCUAUGAAUGUAAGGAAUGUGGGAAAGCCUUCAGUUGCCCCAAAUCCUUCCGCGUACAUGUGAUGAUGCACAAUGGUGGGAAGCCCUAUGAAUGUAAGCAGUGCGGGAAAGGCUUUAGCUGUCCCAAAUCCUUUCGAGUACAUAUGAUAAUGCACACUGGAGAGAAACCCUAUGAAUGUAAGCAGUGUGGGAAAGCCUACUGUUGGCUCACAUCCUUUCAGAGACAUGUGAGAAUUCACAAUGGAGAGAAACCCUAUAAAUGUGAAAAAUGUGGGAAAGCGUUUGGUUGGCCCUCAUCCCUACACAAACAUGUCCGAAUGCACACUGGAGAGAAAUGUGUAAACAUAAGCAACGUGGGAAGGCCUUCAGUUGGCCCUCAUCCUUCCAAAAAUGUAAGAACGCAGACUGAAGAGAAACACUAUGAGUGUGAAAAAUGUGGGAAAGCAUUUGGUUGGUCUUCAUCCUUACACAAACAUGACAGAAAGCACACUGGUGAGAAACCCAUAAAUGCAAGCAGUGUGGGAAAGCUUUCAGUCAUCCUUCCAAAAAUGUAAGAAUGCAGACUAGAGAAAAACCCUUUAAGUGUGAAAAAUGUGGGAAAGCCUUCAGUUGGUCCCAAUCCUUCUAAAACCAUAAGGAUAAAGACUAGAGAGAAACCUCAGACGUGUGAAAAAUGUGGGAAAGCUUUCAGUUGUCUCAAAGCGUUUCAUAGUCAUGUGAGAACUCUCAAAAGAAAGUUUCUAAAUAUAAGAAAACCUAACGCAUAUUAAUUCAUGUAAAACAGUUUGGAAAAUCCACACCAGAAGAGAAAUAUUAUAAAAGUUACACAGUAGUGCUCAGUAUCUCAUCCUUAACGUGGACCUCCGGCAAGCGCCCCUCCAUGUCUCUUUCAACUAAACAUUGAGAUGAAAAUUCUCAAGUAUUCUGAGUACAUCUACAUAGUACAUGAAUUUUGAUAUAUUAUAGGUUUUCUCCCCCUUCAUGAAUUCAGUUAAUAUUUCUGCAUCCAUUUGGAGUGUGAUUCACCCACGGGUGGUUGAUGUGUUUUAAAUAUGCAUUAGGUUUAAUUUUAUAUAGUUUUUAAAUUGUUCUGUAAGUAUGGGGCCUUUAGACUAAUGUGACAUUGGUAUUCGUUUGGAUUUUCUUACUGGCCAAGUAUGUUCCAAGCUGGGUAUCACUUUCCCAUUACAUACAUAUAUUCCAUUUUACUAUCUUCCUGAGAGAACUUACAACUUCACACUUAAAGUUGACGCUUCUU
Molecule: messenger RNA, 2140 nt
Organism: Neofelis nebulosa (Clouded leopard)
Lineage: Eukaryota; Metazoa; Chordata; Mammalia; Carnivora; Felidae
Gene: ZNF556
Product: zinc finger protein 556
Exons: 5
Coding region: 201-1436 (411 amino acids)
Biological process (GO): negative regulation of transcription by RNA polymerase II
Molecular function (GO): DNA-binding transcription repressor activity, RNA polymerase II-specific
Source: RefSeq, a predicted model, not a curated record